AACAACAACUACUAAAAUGGACAUUGACGAUCUUAUGCAGUUCUGUAGGUAUAGUGGUUUGUUUCCGGGACGUUUGGAGCGACAAGAUGUCUUUUCUGUUCGGUUUGAAAGUAAUGAACACAACAACGCUAUAGCAACAUACGAACAUGACUUAUCAUUUUUACAGAAAAUCGUUUUUUAUAAUGGCAAUUGUAGAAAAGUUAAAUCAAGAAAAAGAUCAAUGCAUCCCCAUCCACUAGACAUAUCGACAUUUGUUUUCUUAUGCUGUAAUUUCAUUUCAAGACAAGACCUGGUCUUGCAUUUCUGGGGCUGCAACCAUGCGUUCCCACUCGUAGUAAAAAGUGGGCAACUUGAAAGGGCAACAAUAUACAUUUGGCCUUUGAAAAGUUUGAUUGCAAAAUACAAAGACCCUGAUGGUAGUGAUAUACAACGUCCUGUACUAGAUUUUAAAAUGAAAGUAAUCAGUGCCAUUGGAUUUGGUCAGCAAACUGUUUCGAAGUCAAACAUUCUUAAUAUGAUAAUAACUGAAUCCGGAAAAGAGCACUCUUUCUUUUUCCAUAGAGAUUUGGAAGGAAGUACCAAGAACGUGUCUGAAAUUUGCAACGGAAUAAUCGAGGCCUUUCCUGUGUUUAAUGCUAGUGAUCAACCAUCUUUAUAUCUUAAUCUCCGCGGAAAUUGCAAAAAACAUGCAGAUCAACUCGGCUUUCUUUUAACUGCCAGUGAUAUUGUAGUUCUUCUUUGUGAUAAACAAGAAAUCGGUGAAGUGAAAUCUUUAAUGCAGAAAGACAUGUCAACACAUAAAAAGCAGUUUAUUAUCUUUUGCACAGAUCUUUCUGAUAACGAAGAGGAUAUUAACUUGGCAGAAGAGCUUGAAGAAUUUUGCACACACAAAUUAAUCGAUAACCUUAUAGUUGCUUUGAAAUGCGCAAUGCGAUUUGACUGGAUGAAGGAAGUUCUGUGUGCAGUUUCAAAAGCUAGAUUUGAAAAUUCAAUAGAUGAUUUGAUGAAAAUUGCUGAAGAAAACAAUUUUGAUAUCGAUUUAGACAGAAUUAAAAAACAAAUAACGAAAGCUGAAGAAUUCACCAACCCAAUUUUCAAGCUAUAUGAGGAGAACAAAAUGCAAUCUAUUUUUCCAAUCCAAUGGUCAGAAUCUCUUGCAUUUUCAAAAGCAGAUAAGGAAAUUUAUAAACUACAACAUUGGAAAAGCGGAGAAAAUGUUCGUCUUUAUCGGGACAAAUUAGAGCAACAGAAAAAUGCGUCACGUUUGAAGCAAAUAAACCUCAUUAGAAAUGGUGAAAGUUCCCUGAUAUAUCGAUUUUUAGAAACAUUUGACACGAUCUCAGAAACAGAAGACUCGCCUCCUUUUUCGUAUUUAACUUUAGAAGAACAAAACGAAAUUUAUAUCAGACUUCUUAAAAUAAAUUUUGACAAAGCAACACGUUCAAAUCUGAAUAGAGUCUACAGUGUUUAUUCAGAUCUUUUGUGUCAAUUGCGUCUUGACAGAUUACACUCUGUUGAAAUUCAAGAAAGACUUGAUAACCUAGAUGUGAAGAUAUGUAACAAUUCUUUAUCAAUAUCACAUUUUGUAAGAGAAAUGGGACAAAUAUACGAGACUGUUUCCUCUCAGUGCCAAAAGGAAGACCGUAACAUUUUUGGACUUGACAGGAUGCUUUCUGCUGCGGUGAAACUUCUCUUAUAUGGCUACAAUAUAGAAUUAAUGGAUGGGAUAUCAAAUUAUGUUUCUUUGAAUUGGGUGAAAGGCAUAAUAUCUGAACUAAGGCGAAAUCUUGAAAAUAUAAGAAUUAAAGUAGUAUCUGUUUUAGGUAUUCAAAGCACUGGAAAGUCGACAUUAUUAAAUGUAAUGUUUGGAUCGCAAUUUGCUGAAGGGUCUGGCAGAUGUACACGUGGGUUACAUCUUCAUUUGGUAAAAGUGUCACCAGAUUUUAUCAGAAACUAUAAUGCAGAAUAUGUAUUUGUUGUUGAUACAGAAGGAUUGUUUACAUUGCCAUUAGAAUCCGAGGCACUUGAUAUUGACCGGAAGGACAGGGAAUUGGCAACUUUUGUGAUUGGGAUUUCAAAUAUAACAAUUGUCAAUAUAAUGGGUGAAAAUCUGUCAUACCUAAAAGAUAUUUUGCCUAUUUCUGUACACGCAUUUCUUAGAAUGGAUUUGGUUGGUUUAAAUCCAUGUUGCGUCCUUCUUCACCAAAAUGUAGCAAAAGGAAACAAAUACCAUCUACUUCAGCAGACACAUCAUCUUGAGCGUUUGUUGGAUGAUUAUACAUAUGCUGCUUGUAAAUUAGAAAAUAUUAGACCAAAGCGCUUUAAAGAUAUUAUUAAGUUUGACAUUGUUAAAGACGUUUAUCAUUUUCCUCCCCUUUAUCAGUCCUCUCAACCCCAAGGUCUGAUUAAUCCACAAUACAGCGAAGACGUAGAGAGUCUUAAAAAAGACAUAAUGAUUAAAACCGAUGGAACGUUUUUAUUAGUGGAAUUUGCGGAGCACAUCGAAAAUAUAUGGGAGGCGGUGAAACGGGACAAUUUCGUUUACGAAUUUAAAAAUAUUAUUGAAAUUAAAGCAAGGACUGUGAUUGAUAGAGAAAUAUGCAACUUACAAUGGAAAUUAAGAUCGACGUUGCAAGAGAAUUUAAAGGAAUUCAAUCAAAAUAUAAAUGAUUGCACGAAUAAAAAUGCUUUGCUGGAAUUACAGAAUAAAUACGAUGAUAGGACAAAUGAACUUUUAGCUUGUUUAUAUACAGUAAAUGGCGACAACAUAGUCAGGAGAAUUCCUAACACCAUUUUAGGAAAAUCAAUACUAAAGUUCCAAAGCCUUGUUAGGCAGUCAAUCAAAGUGAGUUUCGAAGAGAGCAGGCGUGAAUUCACGAAUCUGUUUAAAGUACAAGUGAAAAGAAGACAGAAAGAAUUGGAAAUUGUUGAAUUAGAUAAACAUAUGUUGCUCGAAAUUGACCAUUUUCUAGAGAAAAAUCUUAAAAAUCGAACACAUGCUUCAAUUAACGUUAACGAUUUAUUUGACAAUUUGUUCCACAGAUGGAUUAAGAGCAAACAGUUUGGAGUUGCUUCGUCAAACGGUAUGGUAUUUGAAGAAGAAGCCGUAAGUUGCAUGUACUCAUCGUUUCCAAUACGUCAUGCCAAAAUAGAUGAACAAUUGGAGGUAAUGUGUAUUUCAGAUAGAAACCUGGCAGACUUGUCAUGCGAAGUACCACCAACAUAUUGGUCAGUUCAUGAGCAUUAUUCAGAGAACCAAAUUGCAAGUGAAAUUGUGGAGGACAUGAGGAUUUUUUUGCAACAUAAGCUAGCGCAAAUAGCCGAUGGCAGUCUUGAUUAUAGGGUUGGAAUUUUUAAAGAUAUUAUUUUACAUUUGCGAAAUCAUCGCAACUUAACCGAGGGUUUGAUUCAUACGAAGCCAGUUUUUGAAAUUGACGUAGCACUGGCUUCAUGUGGUGAAUUUAUUCAACGCUUUAAAAAACUUGAAAGGAAGAAUAAAAUCAUAUACACGCCUUUAAAAAUUCACUUAGAAAAUUAUUUCCGUUCGAAGAUUUCGGAAAUUGUUUUAUAUAAAACUAGUUCAGCAGAAGCAGUUGAAAAUUUCAGUGAAUUGAUAUUGACAGAGUUAGUCCACUAUUUAAUGUCUUCCAUACCUAAUGAAAUUGCAAUUUACCUUAAAGAUCAACAUAACUGUCUUUCUUCAAAGCAGGGACUUAUAAAACACAUAUAUUACACUUUAAUCGGAAAUCUUGAGUCCCAUUUUUUAGAUAGUUGUUUACAUUCGUUUGAACAUAGUGCUAGAAGCUGUAUAUCGAAACUGUUUGAUUCUCUAUCGAAUGAAACCGAAUCUUUCAAUGGAUCACUAAAACAGAUAGUAGAGGAUUACUUUGAUAAGAAUAUUACCUCAGUUUGUAACAGCCUGGAGGAAGGAAAAGUUAAUCAAAAGGUAACUACACUUCCUGCAAUGAAACAAUGUAUAAAUUUGAUAUCGUCAGCGCUUGCAAAAUUUCUCCCGAUGAAUAGUUUUAAGGAAUUUGAGAAUGAUCUUCUCGGGGAAAUUGAACCAACUACUUUGAUAACAAUAUUGGUUGAUAAUUUAAAGAAGGAUUCUGUACGUAAAAAGUAUCUAAAAAUUAUAUUAAGACGCGUAAUAGACACCGAAGAAUAUUACAAUAUAAAAUGUGAAACUGUAAGCAUAAUUAUCUCUCCAUUAAUCGGUUGCACUAAACAGUGCCCUUUAUGUGAUGAAGUAUGUUGUAUCGGACAAAUGAAUCAUAGUGGAAAACACAGCGCUUUUAUGCAUAAACCAACGGGGAUGAAUGGCAGGUGCGAGACAUCAUCUAGGAAGUUGUCAUCGCUUACAUGUUGGGAAGAACUGAAGUCACAUGAGCAUGAUGGAAAGCAUGAUCCUACAAUAGAAAACAUCCGCGAAAGUUGGGUUGUUCCUUCUGAUAUGUGUGUUGAUGACAAUAGCUUUUGGAAAUACAUAUAUGUGUCACGCAUAAAGGAAAUUGCACACCGAACGGGUAAAGAUGAGCCCGAUGAUAUACCAAAAUCGUGGUAUAAUUUGAAUAGAAAUGCAGAAGCUGAUAAGUUAACGAAAACAUGAUGUACCAUAUCUGUGAAAUCUUUUGUGGUCGACACACGUAACUAAAAUGUAAAAUUGUAAAAAUAUAUGUAAAUUAUCAAUUUAAAUCAUACUGUGACAUGUUUGAAGCUGUCUUAUUUUGAAGACUUAUCGUGUUCAUUAAAAUACGCUAUCGUAUGACGGAAUAAAUCCUGAUCAAAUGUAAAUGAUAGUUGAUAUAAAUGAAGACGAGCAUUCAGGUCAAAGUAAUUCAGCCAUAUUUCUAUUGAAUAAAUAUAUAUCAUUUUUGUCAUAUAUAUUUUCCUAUUUGUGUGUAUCAAAUUUUAUAUGUUUAGAAAAUGCACAGAUAUUGAUGAAUGCUUAGUAUAAAUGACUAAUUCAGCAAGCUCGUUUACUAACACAAAUUGUACCCUGUAGUUGUUUUCAAUACUGACUGUUCUAAAUCAUUCUGAAAUGAAAUAUAUGUAUUUAUGUAUUGUAUUUUUACAUACAUGUUAUUGAUUUAUUUUUUUAAAUUGUUAAAGCAACUGAUUCAAAAUUGCAGUUUUCACGCUCCUUAAAGCGUGAAAAUGGCAUUCGUGAUUAUUUCAUGACAGAAUAUUUUGCCUCUAUUACAGUACUCUAAUAUUCACGAUAAAUUUUCUCCAAGAUGUUUACUAUAGGCUGGUAUAAUCGAAGACGAAAAUAUAUAUUAUUUUAUUUUAAAUAAAAGUUGUGACAUUUUGUGACACAUUUGUUAGUUCAAUUUGAAAAACUUUGUGUACUUAUUUUCCGUAGUUUAAAUGAUAGCAUAAUUAUAUGAUACAAAAGUGUAUCACAACAAACAACUGCAAAUCAGACUUAACUUUCAAUUGAUAAAAAGACUAGGCAUUUCUUUUCUAUUUUAGGCAGUUGUAAUAUAUAUUCAUAGAUUAUAUUUAGCUCAACAUGACAUCGCAAAAUGAGCAUAAUUAUAACCUAAACAUUAUUACAAAGUUUAUAAAAUUUAAGUCAACAACUGUUUUAUUUAUUCUUUACAUAAUGAAUUACAAAAUGUUAAUAAAGUAGCUGAAUUUAGAAACCUUAUAAAAUCGCCCAACAGGGAAAAAAAACUUACAACUGCCAGGACUUUGAUAACAGACAUGGCUUUAUCGCAUUUUUCUUUGCACAUACUACUUUGUUAACCAGAAAAGGACUUUAUUCAAGCUUACAUUAAUACGAUCUUGAAGUUUAGUAUUAUAAAUUAUAACGUAAACAAUAACAAAUAAGCGGUAGUUUAACGAGUAUUUAUUGUCAUAAUAUUAUACGCAUGCGCGCCCGUGCGUGCAUAUGUGUAUGUGUGUGUGUGUGUAUUCCUUAUGUUACUAUUUUGUUUACAAGCACUUUUUUCUUAAACACAAAUAGUGUUAUAUAUACUUUAUUUUUACAUGGAUUCGAUCUUUAAAGAAAUGUUUACUUGAAUAUUUUCCAAUGAUGAAUUUUACUAUAGAUACACGUUAGUAAAAGUUUUAUUAAGCAAUGUUAGAUAAUUAAACUUUUU
This is a messenger RNA of Ruditapes philippinarum (Manila clam), 6107 nucleotides long. Its product is annotated as interferon-induced very large GTPase 1-like. The coding region runs from base 17 to 4609 and encodes 1530 amino acids. Lineage: Eukaryota; Metazoa; Mollusca; Bivalvia; Venerida; Veneridae. Gene Ontology annotation, molecular function: GTP binding. The transcript has a single exon. The record is from RefSeq and is a predicted model, not a curated record.